AUGGAGGACUGUCAAAAUUGGUUAGCUUUAUGUUUACUUGAUGAGAUGAAAAGUUCAGGUUCGUUUUUUACUUGGAAAAAUAAGCAAGAGGGGAAUGCAAGAAUUUAUUCCAAACUUGAUAGGGUGUUGAAAAAUGAAGAAUGGAUGGAUACUUUCCCAAACACUAAAGGAGAGUUUCAAUUUGAAGCUUGUUCGGAUCAUUGCUACUACCUUAUUAAGAAUUUGGAGAUUGAAAAUCUUGGGUUUAAGCCUUUCUGGUACUUCAAUUUCUGGUCUAAGCUUCAUCUUUUCAAAGAAAAUGUCAAACACGGUUGGGAUAAGCCUAUCUAUGGUGGAGGUUUAGAUGGUAUUAUGAGGAAACUUUUAAGAUUGAAAUAUGUUUUUAAAAGGUUUAAUAGGAAGGAUAUAGGUGAUGUUCAAGCUAACUAUCAAUAUGCUAAAGAGGUUGUUAUUAAAGCUCAAGUAAAUCUUGAAAAGAGUCCUUGGGUGGGGUCUCUUCAAAAUGCUGAGUGUGACGCUCAAGCUGCUUACAAGUAUAAUGCCCAUCUCUAUGAGAGUUUUCUAAGACAACAAAGUAAGACCACUUGGCUCCAAUUUGGGGAUGAAAAUACUUCGUAUUUCCAUGCUAGCUUAAAGAAAAGGAGGGAAGAAAAUCCUAUCACUGCAUAUAUAGAUAAUCAAGGGGUUGUUAUAGAUAAAUAUGAUAUGAUAGAGUUUGGCAACAAACCAGAUUUGGAUAGCCAGCUUGCUUUGAUUAAGCCUUUCUCGAGGGGUGAUGUCAAAAAAGCUUUCUUCAUCAUUCAUUCGAUAAAAAGCCUGGGGCCUGAUGGUUAUGGAUCAGAUUUCUUUAAAGUUAUGUGGCCUGAGAUUGGUGAUGAUGUUUCUGGUGCAAUUCUGAAUUUCUUUCUCAUAGGACAAAUCCCAAAUGAGCUCAACGACGUUGUGAUAUCUUUGGUGCCUAAAACUGAAAUUCCAGCUACAGCAGUUGACAAUAGGCCUAUCACUUGUUGCAACACGCUUUAUAAAUGCAUUUCUAAAAUGCUUUGUUCUCGUUUGGCAGAGGUGCUUCCCUACUUGGUGGAUCUUAGCAAGGCAUAUGAUACUAUUGACUGGGAUUUUUUGGAAGACUUGCUUAAAGCUCUUUGUUUCCCAUCUAAGUUUAUCAAUUGGAUUAUGGUGUGUCUCUGUGGCACGUCUUACUCCUUGAUGAUGAAUGGGAGGAUUCAUGGUAGAUUUAAGGGAGAGAAAGGUCUUAGACAAGGGGAUCCAAUUCCCCCUUUGCUAUUUGUUUUGGUAAUGGAUUACUUGACCCAUCUUCUUCAACUUGCUUCCCAAGAUAAAAAUUUUAAGUUCCACCCUAUGUAUUUCUGUGAUGCUUCAAGUUUGUCUGCUAAUAAGAGCAAGUCUCAUAUUUACUUUGGAGGUGUUGAUGAGGCAAGUAAGCAUAGUAUUUUGGUAGUUGUUGACAUUGAAGAAGCCUCGUUUCCUCUCAAAUAUCUUGAGAUUCAAUUGAGGCCGACUAAAUGGAAAGCUUCAAAUUAUGGUCCUACUAUUAAGAAGAUUCAAAUGAGACUUCUAUAG
Humulus lupulus (European hop) is the source of this 1581-nucleotide messenger RNA. RefSeq lists its product as uncharacterized. The record is from RefSeq and is a predicted model, not a curated record. The transcript has 4 exons. Bases 1 to 1581 code for a protein of 526 amino acids. Lineage: Eukaryota; Viridiplantae; Streptophyta; Magnoliopsida; Rosales; Cannabaceae.